Trichosurus vulpecula (common brushtail) is the source of this 1812-nucleotide messenger RNA. RefSeq names its product thymidine phosphorylase (gene TYMP). Gene Ontology annotation, molecular function: pyrimidine-nucleoside phosphorylase activity; 1,4-alpha-oligoglucan phosphorylase activity. The transcript is spliced from 11 exons. NCBI's taxonomy places the organism in Eukaryota, Metazoa, Chordata, Mammalia, Diprotodontia, Phalangeridae. Gene Ontology annotation, biological process: pyrimidine nucleoside metabolic process; pyrimidine nucleobase metabolic process. The coding region runs from base 159 to 1562 and encodes 467 amino acids. The record is from RefSeq and is a predicted model, not a curated record. Gene Ontology annotation, cellular component: cytosol.
CUGAGACAGGAACAGAAACUAGAGAUAAGGAGAGACUUAGAGACUGAGAGUGGGAGGGGGGAGCCACUCAGGGACUGAUCAGGAGGUAGUGGCCAAGUCAGGGACCUAGAGAAGACACAAGUAACUGUGAUUGGAGGGGGUAGAAGCAGAACCCUAGGAUGGCAGCAACAGACCAGACAAGGCCAGACUCCAGCCUCCAGAAGCCUAGAUCCAUCCCGGAGCUGAUCAGGAAGAAGCGAGAUGGAGAUCGCCUAGAGGAGGCAGAGAUUCGGAGCUUUGUUCAAGGGUUGACAGAGGGGACCAUACAGGAAGCACAGAUAGGCGCCAUGCUGAUGGCUAUCCGACUGCAAGGCAUGGACCUGGGUGAAACAGAAAUUCUGGCCCGAGCACUGGCUGAGUCUGGGCAGCAGCUUCGGUGGCCUGAGGCCUGGGGACCACUGCUGGUAGACAAGCAUUCGACAGGAGGCGUGGGGGACAAAGUCAGCCUGGUCUUGGCACCUGCUCUGGCUGCCUGCGGCUGCAAGGUGCCAAUGAUCAGUGGUCGGGGACUUGGGCACACCGGAGGCACGUUGGACAAGCUGGAAGCCAUCCCAGGCUUCUCAGUGGUACAAAGUCCCAAGCAGAUGCGGGAGCUGCUCGAGCAUGUAGGCUGCUGCAUUGUAGGGCAGAGUCAGGAGCUGGUCCCUGCAGAUGGAGUCCUUUAUGCCAUUCGGGAUGUGACUGCCACAGUGGACAGCCUCCCCCUCAUCACAGCCUCCAUCCUUAGUAAGAAGGCUGUGGAGCAACUCUCGACCCUGGUGGUGGAUGUGAAAUUUGGGGAAGCAGCCAUCUUCCCAAGCCAAGAAAGAGCUCGAGAGCUGGCCCAGGCCCUGGUGGGAGUGGGGGCCCGCUUGGGGAUCCGGGUGGCAGCUGCACUGACUGCCAUGGACAGUCCUCUGGGCUGCUGUGUGGGCCAUGGGCUCGAAGUAGAGGAGGCCUUACGGUGCCUGGAGGGAGGUGGUCCCCCGGACUUACGGGACCUCAUCACCCAGCUAGGAGGAUCCCUGCUCUGGCUGAAUAGACAAGCCCCAACCUUGGCCCAGGGGGCAGCCCUGGUGGGAGCCACACUGGACAAUGGCUCUGCCCUGGGCCGGUUCCAGGCCAUGCUGGAGGCCCAGGGGGUGGCCCCUGAUCUGGCCCAAGCGCUGUGCUCAGGAUCUCCUGCCCAGCGCCAAGGCCUGCUCCCCACAGCCCCCACCAAGGAGGAGCUGAGGACAGCUUCAGAGGGCACCGUGGAGAAGAUCCAGGCACUGCCCCUGGCCCAGGUUCUCCAUGAGCUGGGGGCGGGCCGGAACAAAGCAGGAGAGCCCCUCUACCAUGAUGUGGGGCUGGAGCUCCUAGUGAGCAUAGGACAAAGAGUCAGUGCAGGCACACCCUGGAUUCGCAUCCACCACAGGGGCCCAGGCCUGAGUCGGAGCCAGCACCAGAAGCUGCAGGAGGCCCUGAGGCUGUCCAGGAGGAAGCCCUUCGCGCCAGACCCCUGCCUUCGGGAGCUCAUCCUGCCCCCCUCCAUGAAGGGCUGAGCCAGAGCAGAGCCGGACCACUCUCGAGGGGCAGCCGGUCAAACCAUGUCCGCCAGUGCCUGCCGCGGUCCGGCCCCCCGCCCUCUUUCCUGACUUGACAUCGCCCCCAAACAGGCCCCCUGGGUCCGUCUCUCUGUCCCCCGCCCGGUGCUCCCCAGAGGUCUUUCCCCGCUGCUGCUGCUGCUGCUGCUGCUUCCUGGCCCCCUUGCUCGGGGGUCUUCUCCCCGGGAAUAAACUGUCCCUUUCGGCA